Messenger RNA from Psylliodes chrysocephalus, 2035 nucleotides. NCBI's taxonomy places the organism in Eukaryota, Metazoa, Arthropoda, Insecta, Coleoptera, Chrysomelidae. The record is from the annotation of a GenBank genome assembly.
AAUGAUAGAAAAAUGCACAAAUAUACCAUGUCCCACACUUGAUUACUCUAAGAGGGAUUUCGUGCUAUGUCCGGACAUAGUUCUUAAGUGCACUUCGUUUUAUGAAUCAGUUGAGGUUAUAAAAGUGUAAAUUGUCACAUUAUGUUUAAUGUUUUUGUUAAGUUUUAACUACAUACAAUACUUAAAUAUUUCAAUUGUUGAACUUAAGUUUAAUUAAGUCAUUAUUUUUACAAACUCGUUUAAAAUGAAUCGUGGCAAAUUAAUGGUAGAGCUUUGUAAUCGGAUUAAGACGAUUGACAAACAUAGCUCGAACAGUUUUUCUAAAGAAAGAACCGUUGUUGACUUCCCUUUGAGAAUCGAUCAGCCGAACGAAAUAGAAAAUAUUCAUGAGUUUAUUGAGGAAACUGAGGAAGUUUUUAAGGAAAAAACCGUUACUCAUACUACCGAACGUCCCAAUGAAAAUUACAUUGUUAUCGCAGUGAAUGAUCUUGAGACAGUUGCCCAGGAAGAUUGCGUUGAUCAUGAACAACAUGAAGAGAUAAUUAUCGACAAUGGUUCUAAUUUGUUUGCCUUAAAAGAAGAUAACAUUAAUAUUAUCAUCUAUAAUGUCCAAGACAGUACAGAAAUUAACAACGAAAAGAGUUUUGAAACUAACGACGAAGAAAGGCGUGAUUCCACGUACAUUCUCCAGAACAAUGACACAGAUUCCACAAGUAGUGACCAAGAACCCCAAAGCUUUGCAGCUAAACGAAAGAGGAGUAGGUUCGCAAACCCAAGUACUUGGGAGAGGAACAUUCGAAAACAGAAAAGGCUCGCUGGAGAAAGCUACAUUGAUAGAAAAGGUCGUGAAAUUUCCGAAAAAGUGGUAAACCUGGUAGACUGCCAAUGUCGGUUUAAAUGUAGGGAUGCAAUCACGGUUGCACAACAAAAAUCGCUGUUUCAGGAGUAUUGGAGUUUUGGGAGUACAGUACGUCAAAAGGAUUUUUUGUGUUCCCUCAUUGAAGAAACCGCUAUAGCCAGGAAGAGAAAAAGAUCUGAAGAUUCAGGUAUUGAUAAAACUGUGAGCAGAUCUUACAAGCUAUCAAAUGGAAACAGUGAAACUAUUCGAGUAUGCCAAAAAUUUUUUUGCACUUUUGCUAUCUCAAAAAGAAUCCCAACCGACGCACUGCUUCACAAAAGUAUAAACGGAACCUAUAGAGGGCAGGAUAAAAGAAAAGGGAGGCCAGCGACUAAUGUCACUCCUCAUAAAAAAGUGCGGGAAAUUCAAGCGAUCCUUGCUGCAUUUCCCAAAGUUCCUUCCCACUACUGCCGCCAGCGAAGUUCCAGAUUAUACCUUUCACCAGACCUCUUAAUUGAAAAACUCUAUACACUCUAUAAAGAUAAAUGUGGGCCAGAGGCUGUAAAUCUUAAUGUCUUUCGACGAUUAUUCAAAGAGCAUGAUCCACCACUAGCAAUUUUCAAGCCUAAGAAAGACCAGUGUUCCAUUUGCAAUGAAGCAGAACGUUUAAAUUCUAAAGGCACAGAUAUAAAAUACCAAGAGUAUGUAAGGCAAGAAGAUGCAAUCAAAGCCAUGAAAGAAAACGAUAAAAAAGCAUCUAAGAAUGAUUCAAAAAUUAGCUACGGUACCUUCGAUCUACAGGCAGUGUUAACUCUACCGUAUGCUGGUGAUUGCCAAAUUUACUAUAAAAGGAAGCUGUCCCUUUUCAACUUCACUGUCUUCGACUUCCGGGAAGACGGACAUUGCUUUUUAUGGGAUGAAACCAACGGAAAGAAAGGCAAAAAAUUCAAAUUUUUUGAAGUCAACCCCUCCGAAAUUAAUUCGGAAAACAUAAUUCUUGAAAGCAAAUAUAAAAACCAUCACGAAAUCUCUACCGCCAAAAAAAGAGAUUUGAUUAGCUUACUCAAGCAAGGUGUUAUACCCCAAGAGUACGCAGCAUUUUAUAAUAACCUACCAUCCUCCAGAGGUAUUCGAGACGUCGCAGUGUGGAGUCACGAUCAGGAAAUCGAAAAUGAUGUAGAUGAAAUUGAUAUUUAA